AUGGGCAACUGUGUGAAGUCUCCACUGAGAAACCUCUCAAAAAAGAAGAUCCACCAUGAGGACAAGACGUGCUAUAAGGCUGUCCAGACGAGCGAGGAGGGGUCAUCAGCCGGCGAGUACCAGGGCCCGCUCAUGGUGCUUGCCCAGAACUGCGCUAUGAUGCACGACCUUCUGGGGCCGGCGUGCAUCUUCCUGAGGAAGGGAUUCGCAGAAAACAGGCAGCCAGACAGAGAGCUGCGGCCAGAAGAAAUAGAAGAGCUGAGAGAGGCCUUCAAGGAGUUCGAUAAGGACAGAGAUGGCUACAUCAACUGCCGAGACCUGGGCAACUGCAUGCGCACCAUGGGCUAUAUGCCGACCGAAAUGGAAUUGAUUGAGCUCUCCCAGCAGAUCAACAUGAACCUGGGUGGCCAUGUGGAUUUCGAUGACUUUGUGGAACUGAUGGGACCAAAGCUUCUGGCAGAGACAGCAGACAUGAUUGGGGUCAAGGAGCUACGAGAUGCCUUCCGGGAGUUCGACACCAAUGGAGAUGGAGAAAUCAGCACCAACGAACUACGAGAAGCUAUGAAGAAGCUGCUUGGGCAGCAAGUGGGACACAGGGACAUUGAGGACAUCAUUCGGGAUGUAGACCUGAAUGGGGAUGGACAAGUGGAUUUUGAAGAGUUUGUCAGGAUGAUGUCCCGCUGAAGAUGGUUCCUGGGCUGAAAACGAAUCGGCAGCCGAGGGUAGAUGAGGCCCC
Molecule: messenger RNA, 736 nt
Organism: Rhineura floridana
Lineage: Eukaryota; Metazoa; Chordata; Lepidosauria; Squamata; Rhineuridae
Gene: CABP1
Product: calcium binding protein 1
Exons: 7
Coding region: 1-684 (227 amino acids)
Molecular function (GO): calcium ion binding
Source: RefSeq, a predicted model, not a curated record